Molecule: messenger RNA, 504 nt
Organism: Funneliformis mosseae
Lineage: Eukaryota; Fungi; Glomeromycota; Glomeromycetes; Glomerales; Glomeraceae
Source: the annotation of a GenBank genome assembly
AUGACAUUUUCAGUUGCUAUCGGAAGAGAGUUCGAACAAAAAUAUGUAGAUAUCUUAAAGGUUAAAAUGUGCAGGUGGAAAGGACAGGUGAACGAUUCUUCCCAGUUUCCGAAAUCCCAAAUUCGUGGGCGAGGAGAUAAGGGGAUUGACAUGCGCGGGCGCAUUCAUGGCGAGAAGUUUGCGGGGCAAUGUAAAGCCUGGAGGAAAAACAAAAUAGGGCCUGCAGUAAUAAGAGAUAUGAUUGGAGCGUUGGCGAAUGAGCCAUGGUUUACCAUCGGCGUGGUGGUGGGGUUAUCGAAAGAUACAUUUACCAGUGGCGCGGUUAAAGCGGCCGAGAAAGCAGGCAUCAUUAUAACCGAUAGUGAUCAUCUUUAUGAUGACCUAUCGGUAGUCGCUGGGCCUGCAGUAAUCAGAGAAAUGAUUGGAGCGUUGGCGAAUGAGCCAUGGUUUACCAUCGGCAUGGUGGUGGGGUUAUCGAAGGAUACAUUUACCAGUGGAUUAUAA